AUGUCCUCUCCAACUUCAGGUCGGGAUAGCCCGCAAGAUCAGCCACGCCAUGACAGCCCACAAGAGCAACCGCGAGAUCGCACAGGGGAGUGGUGGGAAAAGCUCUCGGCCGAAGCUAGGAUCCGAGAGGAUGGAGAUGAGAAAUGGGGUUGGGUUAUUUACCGGAGCUCCUACGCCAAAGAGCUCGAGGGUAGCUGGGAGGAUCUCAAGCGCCGCAUACUGCAAAACUUACAUAAGAGAAUCGCCAAGUCAGACGCACCCAGUAUCGCCGAGACAAUGGACUUUAUCUUCGUCGAAGACCCCACACUCGACGGUGCCUCGAAUAACCAGCUAAGGAGUCGAUUUCAGCUUUGGGCGCGUGAGAAUUGUGCAGACACUUUUCACAAAGGGAUCGAUACAACACGUGGCUCGAGGUAUGAGUUUUUCGUCAAAGUCGACGACGAGUUAUUGCGCGAAGGCAACGUCGGUCUCGUUCAGGGCUGGCCAUUGGAGGCUGAAGAGGGCGACACCGAGGAGGAAGAAGACGACCCCGAGGAUUGGUUCAAGAUGCGAGACGACGCUAUUAAGCCUCACCUCUAUGAUAGCCUGCAUGACCCUGAGCACUUUUAUAUACUCUAUCGGCGGCCGGAGAAUGGGGCGACUUACAUUCCUUAA
Messenger RNA from Emericellopsis cladophorae, 654 nucleotides. RefSeq lists its product as uncharacterized. The record is from RefSeq and is a predicted model, not a curated record. The transcript has a single exon. The coding region runs from base 1 to 654 and encodes 217 amino acids. NCBI's taxonomy places the organism in Eukaryota, Fungi, Ascomycota, Sordariomycetes, Hypocreales, Bionectriaceae.